GGAAAGAACUGGGAGUACUGACCGGUAACAAUAGGUGGACAUAUCGUGUCAUUCGACGUUUUUAUAAGCAGCAAAGCAGAAACAAUGUAAAGGUGGGAACAGUUGUACCUGUCACGUCAAACAAAAAUCGUCUGCUUUGUUCAACAAGUAAUUUGUUUCUUUUAUUUUCACGGUGGCUGUUAUAAGCCGUGACUGGUGUCACACAUUUCAUGUUUUUCCUGUUCAUUUUAUGUUUCAAUCCAAGCCCUUUCAUUUAGUUGUUUGUUAUGGAGCUAAAUUUUUUGAACUUGUGUCAAACCGCCUGGAGGGAGGUUCUAAAUCAUUUGCAAGAUGCAGCGGUUUUCAUUGAUUCAAAGGCUGGGGAAUGCCUUCAUUGGAGUAUAGGAUCUGAAAAUAUUCUGCUUGAAGGUGCUUUAGCCAUCAAAGAAUUAAAUGCGUACAAGUAUUCUCAAGAGCCAAUAGAUAAUGCAGAGAAGGCAGUUUUUUUAACUGCAUCCUCAUAUGCCACGAUUCAGGUGGACUUGUGUGAUAUAAUAAGUCAAAGUUCAUUCCAUUCGAUUACCUUGGUGACUGCCCCUCUCCCAGAACCACAGUUGGCCAUUCCAAAAAUCAAGCACGAUUUGUUACAGUGGAUGAGCAUGAAGAAUAGAAACCUACAGAAUUUGCAUGCAGAUGUCCUCUUGUUUCCUGCUUUUUUUGCUCCAAUCAUUGAAAAUACAAUUAUGCUUCCACCAUUCCGAGACCUGUUCCCUUCCCUUGAUCUGAGUAAGGUCAAGUCCUUUGGAAGCAAGCCAGAAGUUAUCUCUUUAAAAGACCUUGCGACAGCUCAGAGUCUUGCAGUAUUUUUGGACUCCUUGUUCAACCAGAUGGGGGCGGCUGAUGUUGUUUUUAGCAUUGGCUCCCUUAGUGGAGCGGUUGCGUCAGCUCUAGAAGACUUACCCUCUGUCCACCACCGUAGAAAGAUGGGACAGCAUCGCUUAUCAGUUGUAAUAGUUGACCGAACUCUGGAUCUUUGUCUUCCAUCAAGUGUCGACUCAAAAUGUUUUUUAGAUAAAGUGCUUUGUGCCUUGCCUCAUAUUCCAGACCAGACCAAUGAUGUUGCUGUGAAUAUGUCUCAACUUGCCCAGGUCACUGUGGACUCACCAAAUGAUGAAGCUCUUUUUCCAGGGUGCCUUGCUCAUCAGGAUAGCGUGUGUCAGAAUGUCAUCGAAUGGUUUAUUCACAAAAAGGAUCGUGAUAUUCUCAUCAACUUACAUCAGAUUUUACUGAGCAAGUUAUCACCUGGUAAUAAAUUUGCAACUCGUGUAAAACCUGAGGCUUUAGAAAAAGAUGUCCGCCAAUUUCGAGGCAAUUUGGAAAAAAUAGAACAGAAUUGUGGGAUCCUGCAGAUUGCUCUGGCUGUAGUCCAAACUUUAACUGGAGAACAUGCUGAAGAGCUUGAACUUAUUUUAAGCACAGAACGAGUACUAAGGCAAAAUGUUACAACAUCUGCAGAAACUUGUGAAUUGGCUGGCUUAUUGCCCCAGAUCACAAAAUUACUGACUGAGCGGCACAUUAGGGGGCUGAACCUAGAUGCUCUCCUGACAUUGGUUGUUCUCCUGUAUUCAUUGGUUGGUACUGAUUUAACAUUUCCGGUGAGAGAUGAAGUUCAACUGCAAUCUGCAAUCAGUACUGCUCUUUAUGAAGAUCAAGAGUACCCUGGCCUUGUGCAUGAUAUUCUGUUGCCAUUGGAAGCCUCAAAAGAAAAGGUGGAUUCUAUUGCAGCACACAUAUUUUUCAUUUUAAAAGCGGUGUCUCAUACUCGUCGAGAUCUUACUAAGUACAAGACCUUACUCAAAGGACAGGGUGAAUCUGUGCCUGCAGAGUAUACCCCUCUCCUUCAACGUAUCAUAAGAGACAUUGUUGACCCGUCAAAGCCUGUCAUACCUGAUCUUUCAUGCAGGUCAGCUGGGCUGAAGGACCUUCUGAAAAGUGGAUUUAGCAUUUUGUUAAACAAGCAACAAACGACCGUUUCACAACAUCCAUCAGAACAACCAAACCUAUUAUUCCUGGUGUUGGGCGGAAUUACUGGAGGAGAAAUUCGCUUCAUGCAAGAGGCCUGGGCUAAAUCACCUCAAUUUAAAUCAGGGGGUUCCUUGCUAAUCGCAAGUACACGAUUGAUGAGCCCAAAUGAUACGCUUCGAGCAGUGCUGAAAUCAGCACCUCAGCCCCUGUGACGAAACUUGCCAUUGUGAAGCACAUUGGAAAUAAAUAAAGUCUCAAAUACAUGUUUCUUGG
Messenger RNA from Thrips palmi, 2277 nucleotides. Its product is annotated as sec1 family domain-containing protein 2-like. The transcript has 12 exons. The record is from RefSeq and is a predicted model, not a curated record. Bases 267 to 2216 code for a protein of 649 amino acids. NCBI's taxonomy places the organism in Eukaryota, Metazoa, Arthropoda, Insecta, Thysanoptera, Thripidae. Gene Ontology annotation, biological process: vesicle-mediated transport; intracellular protein transport.